AUGUUAGACUCUAAACCUGCUUCAACUCCUUAUCUUCCUUACAAUCGACUUCUCAAGGAUGACAGGCAACCUUACAAUAAUCCUGGCUUAUACAGGAGCAUUGUUGGAGCAUUGCAGUACCUUGUGUUUACAAGACCUAACAUUGCCUUUUUUGUUCAUCAUGUUUGCCAAUUUAUGCAAACUCCAAUGGUCUCUCAGUUUACAGCAAUGAAGAGGAUUUUACGAUAUCUCAAAGGCUUGAUUUCUCAUGGAAUUACUUACACCAGAGGAGAAUUGGUUUUAAAGUCCUUCAGUGAUGCUGACUGGGCAAGUGAUCCAAAUGAUCGAAGGUCCACUACUGGUUUGGUUGUAUUCCUAGGAAAUAAUCCUAUUUCUUGGUCCUUUAAGAAACAACAAAUUGUGUCACGUUCUUCAAUGGAGGCUGAAUAUAGAGCAAUUUCAUCUAUUGCUGCAGAAUUAGAUUGGAUCCAACAGCUACUCACUUUCCUUCAUAUUCAACCUUAA
This is a messenger RNA of Malus domestica (apple), 504 nucleotides long. RefSeq lists its product as uncharacterized. The record is from RefSeq and is a predicted model, not a curated record. Lineage: Eukaryota; Viridiplantae; Streptophyta; Magnoliopsida; Rosales; Rosaceae.